This is a messenger RNA of Manduca sexta (tobacco hornworm), 4542 nucleotides long. RefSeq names its product DNA-directed RNA polymerase III subunit RPC1 (gene Polr3A). The record is from RefSeq and is a predicted model, not a curated record. NCBI's taxonomy places the organism in Eukaryota, Metazoa, Arthropoda, Insecta, Lepidoptera, Sphingidae. Gene Ontology annotation, molecular function: DNA-directed RNA polymerase activity; DNA binding. Gene Ontology annotation, biological process: DNA-templated transcription. The transcript has 27 exons. The coding region runs from base 156 to 4328 and encodes 1390 amino acids.
GUUUUGUUAACGUAAAAAAUUACGAACGCGAUCUAAUCAUAUGUCAAAUUGUUAAGAUGUGAUUUUGUGAGCGGUGUUUUUAUGAAAAAAGUGCACUGUAUAUUAAAAAUAUUCUUAGUGUUCAUGUUAAAUGACUCUAUUUAAAUAAACCCAAAAUGCCAAAAGAGCAAUAUCGUGAAACAUAUGUUGGGAGAAAAAUAUCCCAUGUCACGUUCAACGUGGACAGUGCGUCUGCUAUCCAGCAAGCAGCACAUAUCCAAGUGAUCACCAAGAACCUUUAUGCACAAGAUACGCAGAGGCAACCUGCUCCAUAUGGGGUCCUUGACAGGAGAAUGGGCACAAACCAGAAGGAUGCCAACUGUGAAACAUGUGGACUUGGACUGGCGGACUGCGUGGGACACUAUGGCUACAUCGAGCUUGCCCUGCCAGUGUUCCAUGUGGGCUACUUCAGAUCCAUCAUUACAAUACUACAGACUAUUUGCAAGGAUUGUGCCAAAGUUCUCCUUCCUGAAGUUCUCAAGAAAUCAUUCCGUCGCAAGUUCAUGAAUCCGGACAUAAUGUACCUUCACAAGAAGAACCUCAGAGCUGCGGUGCACAAAAAGGCCAAGACAUGUACAAAAUGUCCGUCUUGCGAGUCCCUCAAUGGCAUGGUGAAGAAGAGUCCAGCUGGCAUAUUGAAGAUAAUCCAUGACAAAUACAGGAUGAAAAAACAGACAGACGCUGUGGUGCAGAAGGUUUUGAGCAAGUUCCAUGAAGCCAAGGAAUCUAAUAAGGAAUUGGCCACUAUGAUCAACAGUGGGCUUAUUAUCGAGUUGAGUCCUUUGGAGGUAUUGAAUUUGUUCCGGCGGAUCCCUGACGAGGACAUUCCUCUCCUAGGCAUGAACGUGAAGCAGUGCCGCCCUGAAGAUCUCAUCCUCACACGGCUACCAGUGCCGCCGCUCUGCAUCAGGCCCAGUGUCGUCUCGGAGAUUAAGGCUGGCACAAACGAAGACGACCUCACAAUGAAGCAGUCAGAGAUCCUUUUAAUUAACGACGUGAUAGCACGUCACAUAGCGAGCGGCGGUAAGAGCGAGCUGGUGCAGGAGGACUGGGAUUACUUGCAGCUGCACGCAGCGCUGUACAUUAACAGCGAGAUGUCAGGCAUACCAUUGUCCAUGCAGCCCAAGAAACCGGGGCGAGGUUUGGUGCAGCGAUUGAAGGGUAAACAGGGCCGGUUCCGUGGCAAUCUGUCCGGCAAGCGCGUGGACUUCUCUAGCAGAACUGUCAUCUCGCCAGAUCCCAAUCUACAGAUUCAGGAGGUGGGCGUCCCAGUGCACGUGGCGAAGAUCCUCACGUACCCAGAGCGCGUGUUCCCCGCGAACCUGCAGUGGCUGCGGCGGCUGGUCUGCAACGGACCCGACACGCACCCCGGCGCCAACUACGUGCAGCAGCGCGGCCUCAAGCACAAGAAGUACCUCAAGUACGGGAACAGGGAGAAGAUCGCGCAGGAGCUGAAAUGCGGCGACACAGUGGAGCGCCACCUGGUGGACGGUGACGUGGUACUGUUCAACCGGCAGCCGUCUCUCCACAAGCUGUCCAUCAUGUGUCACCGCGCCAAGGUGCAGCCGCAACGGACCUUCAGAUUCAACGAGUGUGUGUGCACGCCGUACAACGCGGACUUCGACGGCGACGAGAUGAACAUGCACCUCCCGCAGACCGAGGAGGCGAGGGCCGAGGCGCUCAUACUCAUGGGGAACAAAUCAAACCUGGUGACGCCGCGUAACGGCGAGCUGCUAAUCGCGGCGACACAGGACUUCAUCACGGGCGGCUACCUGCUGACGCAGCGCGACACGUUCCUCACGCGCCACGACGCGCAGCAGCUCGCCGCGUGCCUGCUGGCCGGGCCCGACAGCGGCAUGACGCUCGACAUGCCACCGCCCGCCAUACUCAAGCCGCGGAGGCUGUGGACCGGCAAGCAGAUAUUCAGUUUAAUAAUGAAGCCAAACAAAAAGUGUAAUGUGAAGGCGAACUUGGAAACUAAAGGGAAGAACUACACCGCGAACAAGGACAUGUGCGUGCAGGACUCGUAUGUGAUAAUCCGCAACUCGGAGCUGAUCUGCGGCUCGAUGGACAAGAGCACGCUGGGCUCCGGCACCAAGAGCAGCAUCUUCUACAUCCUGCUGCGCGACUGGGGCGAGGAGUACGCCGUCAGGGGCAUGUGGAGAUUGGCUCGCAUGGCUUCGUAUUACAUGAUGAACAGAGGGUUCAGUUUCGGAAUAAUCGACGUCACGCCCGGCAAGAAACUCAUAGAAGCGAAGAACAAACUGCUGGAGUCCGGGUACUCAAAAUGCGACGGCUACAUCCUAGAGAUGGAGAAGGGCACGCUGCAGUGCCAGCCCGGCUGCACCAUGGAGGAGAGCCUCGAGGCGGUCAUGUUGAGCGAACUCAGCAGCAUCAGAGAGCUCGCGGCUAAAGCGUGCUUCCGUGAGUUACACCCCACCAACGCGCCCCUUAUUAUGGCCCAGAGUGGAUCCAAAGGUUCAAAUAUCAACAUAUCUCAGAUGAUAGCGUGCGUGGGUCAGCAGGCGCUCAACGGCAAGAGGGUGCCCAACGGAUUCGAAGACAGAUCCUUGCCGCACUUCGAAAGGCAUUCCAAGAUCCCGGCGGCGCGUGGUUUCGUAGAGAACAGCUUCUACUCGGGGCUGACUCCCACCGAGUUCUUCUUCCACACGAUGGGCGGCCGCGAGGGCCUGGUCGACACCGCCGUCAAAACCGCAGAAACCGGCUACCUGCAGCGGAGGCUGGUCAAGUCUUUGGAAGACCUGGUGCUCCACUACGACAUGACGGUCCGCAACGCGACGGGCGAGGUGGUGGAGUUCAGGUACGGCAGCGACGGACUCGACCCCAGCUACAUGGAGGGCAAGGACCGGCCUGUGGACCUCGCCAGGGUGCUCGCCGACGUCAGGGCGCAGUGCCAGUCCAGAGAAGAAGAGCCAUUAGACGGAGAUGGUAUAGUGGUGGCGGCAGAAGAGACUUUAGCCUUAGACGACUUCAAAUCCUGCACUGAGGAGUUCAAAAAUGAAUUGCUAACAUUCCUGAAAGGCGUGGCCAGCAAGGUGAGCCUCCUGCGGCGUAAGUACGCGGCGUGUGGCCCCGUGAGCCUGCAGCUGGAGCGGCUGACGCUGACGCAGCUGGUGCGCUUCAUCCGCGUGUGCCACGACAAGUACCAGCGCAGCACCAUCGAGCCCGGCACCGCCGUCGGCGCCUUGGCCGCACAGAGUAUCGGUGAGCCCGGCACACAGAUGACGCUCAAGACUUUCCAUUUCGCCGGCGUUGCGUCGAUGAACAUCACUCAGGGCGUGCCGCGAGUCAAGGAGAUCAUCAACGCGUCGCGCAACAUCUCCACGCCCAUCAUCACCGCUGAACUCAAGCAGCCAUACGACCAGGAAUUCGCCAGGAGGGUCAAGGGGAGAUUGGAGAAGACCACGCUUGGAGAGAUAACCACGUACCUGGACGAGGUGUACCUCCCGCAUGAGUGCUUCCUGCUGAUCCGGCUGGACGCCGAGAGGAUCCGCCUGCUCAGCCUCGAGGUCAACGUCAACUCCAUCGUGUAUUCUAUCUGCACAUCAAAGCUGAAAGUGAAGCCGGGCAACAUCGAGGUAGUGUCGGAGUGGGCGAUCAAGGUGAGCGCGGAGGCGGGGCGGCAGGGCGCGUGGCUCAACAUGGGCCUGCAGCAGCUCGCGCGCCAGCUGCCCUCCGUCGUGGUGAAGGGGCUGGCGCAGGUCUCCCGCGCCGUCAUCGCCUGCGACGACACCGGCGGGGACCAGGCCGGGACUAGGUACAAGCUGUGCGUGGAAGGAGACGGUCUUAGAGACGUAAUGGCGACGUACGGAGUCGAGGGGACCAAGACCACUUCCAACAAUAUUUUAGAGGUGUACCACACGCUGGGCAUCGAGGCGGCCAAGUCGACGAUCAUCAGCGAGAUCCAGGCGGUGAUGUCGGGCCACGGCAUGAGCGUGGACCGGCGCCACGUGGAGCUGCUGGCGGGGCAGAUGACGGCGCGCGGCGAGGUGCUCGGCAUCACGCGCUACGGACUCGCGCGCAUGAAGGAGUCCGUGCUCAACCUCGCCAGCUUCGAGAAGACGGCGGACCACCUGUUCGACGCGGCGUACUACGGGCAGCGCGACUGCAUCGAGGGCGUGUCGGAGUCCAUCAUCGUGGGCGUGCCGGCCGCCAUCGGCACGGGCGUGCUGCAGCUGCUGCACCGCCACGCGCCCGCCGCCGCGCCCGCGCCGCCGCCCGCGCUGCUCUUCGACCGCCCGCACUACCACCCCUCCAUAUGGGACUAGAUACCGACUACAGUUUCCCUUCUCUCAAACUAAUGUGAGAUUUUAAAUUAUGUAGUUGAAACGAUUUCACUUAUUUUCCCUUCUCGGUGAUCUAAUCUUCAGUAUAUCGAGAGCCCAUAUAAAAGUUAAAGGCGAGUCGAACCUAUGACGGGUCUACGACCCCUAUAAGCGAUAAUAAAUAUAAGUUGUAUAAUAAAUAUAAGUUUUUAUUAAU